UAUUUUAGGGCCAACUGGGGGCUAUCGGUGCAAUGGAGUCAUCGGAGUGGGCUAUCCUGUAUGUUCAUUCAAUAAUUUAAAAUGCUUAAGAUAAUAUAUGCUGGGAAGUGGCGAGAUCUUUUAUAAAUUAUUCGUUUUAACAGAUUGAUGAUAAUACCAAAUAGAUUGAUUUGCAGCCUUUGUGUGUCCGCAACAGAUGGCCGAGCUGAAUAAUAGCAUACAAAGGACCAUAUGGCUGCAAAAUGCAAAGAAGGGCUGCAUAUGCAAAUGAAUAAAAAUAUAUCUCCAUGUCAUCUAUCACCUGCUAAUGGCUGGCAAAUUACAUCAUCACUUUGAAAUACUUUGCAAGUAAACCUUGUUGCGUGUGAUCCUCGCGAAAAGCGCGCGUUUUUCCGCGUAAACCAUCGACAACAACAAAAUUUGAGAAAGAUCAUUUACAUUAAAAUAAGUGAAAAAGAAAGCUAUUUUCUGUCCUCGCUGCGAAAGUAUUUCGUUUGAUAUAUGGGUGUAUUAAGCACCCACGAUCGCGUUAAAAACGCAGAAUUGUUGAACUCUGUGAUUCAUGAACAGACCACUGAAACAUCAACAGUUGAAGCUGAAAUUGAUGAAAGAAAUGAUCGACAGAAGCUGAGGCACUCUAAGGCAUGUUUGAAAAUGUCUCGUGCACCAAGACCUCAAUCAUACAUUAGGAACACUGGUAGAAAAGCAAAGGGGUGUGUUAAUUCCAGAAAAUUUGAAAAUGAUGUGUUCCUUUCCCACCUGAUUGAAACGGAGGACUUCUCAGAUUUAAGCAUAGCAGAUUUUAUGGUAAAAUCGACAUCAGCUUUUGAACAAUUGUUUGAGGAUCAGUCCCAAAUGAAUAGAUGGAGUGAUUUUGUAAACCUUAAAGGUGAAGACCAGGACAGGUACCUUUGUGACUUAUCUCAUCUUGAUUCUUCUCAAACUCCAAAUCAAUUAAACCAAAGAACCAAGACUAAUUCAGAUUUUCAAGUUGCUGAAAAGAAAUUUCAAAAUGUCGAUCACAAAAUUAAAUUAACUUUGAAAGGCAGAAAUAUAUCAAUGUCUGGACUGAAGUACUUUGAAGAAGAAAUGUUGUCAGUUUUUAAAGACAUGAACGAAACUGUUCUCAUAUCUCUGAUUCCAUCAAGUAUGGAUAGAUUGCUGAUUCACGGAAUUUGCCAAUACAUGAAUUUAUCGUCAGAGAGUCACCCAAGACACGUGGUUCAAAUAGAAAAUCUGAGUAACCAGUUUCAUCCACCGGAUAUGCUAUUGUCACAGUAUUUAGAACGCAUUAGAUGACGAACUUAUUUGAUAAUUUUAUAUAUAUCGAUGUUUUAGCAAUUAUACUUGACACAUUUUCAAUCUGUAAAUAUUGGAGUAGUCGUAAU
This is a messenger RNA of Dendronephthya gigantea, 1388 nucleotides long. RefSeq names its product R3H domain-containing protein 4-like. Bases 502 to 1299 code for a protein of 265 amino acids. The record is from RefSeq and is a predicted model, not a curated record. Gene Ontology annotation, molecular function: nucleic acid binding. Lineage: Eukaryota; Metazoa; Cnidaria; Anthozoa; Malacalcyonacea; Nephtheidae. The transcript has 8 exons.